Messenger RNA from Lentinula edodes (shiitake mushroom), 420 nucleotides. RefSeq lists its product as uncharacterized. Lineage: Eukaryota; Fungi; Basidiomycota; Agaricomycetes; Agaricales; Omphalotaceae. The transcript has 3 exons. Bases 1 to 420 code for a protein of 139 amino acids. The record is from RefSeq and is a predicted model, not a curated record.
AUGCAAACAAAUUCUCACUAUAAAACCAACCUUUCGGUCGCGAGAAAAUCGGCUAAUCCCCGCAGUGUAGUCCGUUGCCCUCCAACGCGGACAGGAUCUAAUCCUAUCCAAGAGUCCCUGCCGUUCAAGCCCGACGUCGUCCUGUCCUGCAGGAAAGCCAAUCCUGAGUUUUCCUUCGAACCUCAACAACUUUCAAAAGCCUCGAAGAAAACCAACAGAGAUAGGAAGAAGACCUGGUUCUCACCUGAUCCUGGUAACGAUCCACGCGAUCUGAUAGUCGAGCAGACGAACCAGCGGACCCUCCAACGACUUCGGCCUAACAUAAGACCUAGUCCUGGUGUUUCGACUCCACCAACUUGGACUCCGAAACCGAUCAUCAGCCCUCUUGCGAUGGUUCUUGAUCGCCUCGUGCGAUUAUAA